Messenger RNA from Closterium sp. NIES-67, 2103 nucleotides. NCBI's taxonomy places the organism in Eukaryota, Viridiplantae, Streptophyta, Zygnematophyceae, Desmidiales, Closteriaceae. The record is from the annotation of a GenBank genome assembly.
GGGGACAGUGAAUCGCCCGACUUGACUCGACUCGAGCCGAAUCAGGGAAGCCAAAAAGAAAAACUCGACUCGUCCUUUUGACGAGUUGACUCGUUUCCUCAUGCCUAGCUGCGGCAAUGUCGAUGUACAGGCAGUGGUGUGGCCGCUGGCCACAUGGUUGACACCGCCCCCGCCUCCCCCGCCGCCUUGAUAACAGCCGCGUGCUUCAAACGAAGUUUUCAGGAUUCCCUAUAUUUUCCGCACCAAUCUUUAGACGGGUCCACCAUGGAUCCAAUACAGGCCUUCGCUGACCUCAUUGGCACUCCCCGCCCAGCGGCGACUUUUCUGCUUGCGAGUUUAGCCUUCGUGCCGAUCGCUUGGCUUCACAGAUUCAUCUCCUCGCCUACAAUCCGCCACGUGUACUGCACAGUAACGGGGCUUCUUCUAUCGGCGUGCGUGUUCGGAUGGACUGCCGACGCGCACUUCCUCGCGUGCAUCGUCUACGCCAUAGCCGUCAUGCGCCUGUUCCGGAGGCAAUGCGGCGUCCUCACGCUCCUGGGAACGUUCGCCUACUUGAUCGGAUGCCACAUCAUCAUGCGCACUCACGAGACCCGCACGGAGGGCGUGCUCGACUGCACCGGCGCGCUCACUGUCUUCGCUACAAAGCUCACCGCCGUCGCGUAUAACUACCAGGACGGGCUCACGCUGCUUAAGGAGAAGGACCAAGGCGCGAAGGCGAAGGACGCGCAGGAGAAGAAAGAACUGACUGAGGAGCAGAGGCGGCGCGAAGAGCGGAUGGAGCGCUCGCGAUUGGAGCGGCGAAAGGCGGCGCUGGUUACCAUGCCUUCGUUGCUGGAGCUGAUGGGGUACCUCUUCUGCUUCGGGCUGCACAUGACCGGCCCGUUCUUCGAAUUCAAGGCGUACGACGACUGGACCACGAAACAAGGGAUCUGGUCCCCCACGCUGAAGCAGCCGUCCGUCCUCCCGCCCUUCUUCCGCGCGUUCGUGCAGGGCAUCCUGGCGGCGCUCGUCUUCCUGCUGAUGUCCCCUUCCCUGGACCUCACACGCAUCAGCGACCCCCUCAAGAACCGCGCCUACCCCUUCCACCUGCGCUGGCUCUUGGCGCACCAGGCCAGCCUCGUGUGGCGCUUCCGCGCCUACAUCCUCUGGAGCAUCACAGAGGCCGCCAUGGUCAUUGGCGGGCUCGGCUUCACCGGCUGGGAGGCCGCCAAGGGGGAGGCUGUUAACGGGGAGGCCUGCAAUGGCGGAGAAUGGGGGAAGAAGGAGAAUGGGGGUGAGGCGGAAGGGAGGAGGCUGAAUGGGGAGGUGGAUGGGGAUGCGAGCAAGGCGAAGGAUGAUAAGGCCUGUUCGAGGGCUGUAGGGAAGGGCAAGGCGCUGUGGAGCCGGGCUCGGAACGUGGACAUUUUGGGGGUCGAGUUCCCCAAGAGCUGCCUCGACUUCGCCACCACCUGGAACAUCAGCUACGGCCUCUGGCUGAGACUCUACGUGUACGACCGCAUGGUUCCCCCUGGCAGGAAGGCCAACUUCUUCCACAUGCUCGCCACCAUGUUCGUCAGCGCCGUCUCCCAUGGCCUGAAUUGGGGCGACUUCAUCUUCUUUGCUAACUGGGCGCUUAUUGUUGCCAGCUCUAAAGCCAUCUAUCAGGUCACCAGUGGGAUACCCAAGGGCACCAUCGCCCACCGCAUUGUGGCAGUGCUGCACACGCUCUAUGGCAUCUUUGUGUGCAGCUACAUAGCCAGCGCCUUCUGUGUCAUGACACUAUCAGGCACAUACUCGGCCUACAGUGGCAUGUACUACACCGGUACAAUCAUUCCCCUCUUUCUCAUUGUCUUGUCAAUGGUGUACAAGCCACGUCGGCCAAAGCGCGUCAAGACAGAGUAGCAUACCGUACGUACAAGUCUUUUGACAUAGUAGAAGCAUAAGAUUAUAAGGUGAAGGCAUAGCUUGACAAAGUACAAGCCUACUCGAACAAGGUAGAAGCACGCACUGGAAAAGUGCAUGAAUGCAUUUUCUAUAAGGUGUCAGGAAGCAUGUUACGUAUUGCAAGUUUACCACAUCCCAUUGAUUACUUAUGCCAAAAUUCACUAAAGAAAUACAUGGUUC